GCCCCAGGUCCCGGUCGCGGUCCCCUCGCGCACAGCGCGGCCCCAGGAGCUCCGACUCUCGUGGCUACUACGAUCGCGACGCUCCCCAGGACCGCAGCCGCAGUCGGACGCCGCCGGAGAGAUUCCUGUCGAGGGAUGUGAUCAUCGAAGGAUUUGGAGCAGAGGUGCAAGAUGAUGACGUUGUUACCCCUAUCUACCCACCGUUACCACCCGCACACACCCGCACACACUCAGUCUCAAAUGCAGUGUCAACAUUGCCUUCCUUUGCAUUACCCCCACAUCCACGUUUUGCUUGCUGGGACAGUUUUGCUGAAAGAGGGAUUGCGAGGACCCGUGGCGGCGUGGCCCGCCAGGGUUGCGUGAUUUGGAAUGCAUACAGAUUAUGAGAGAACUUGUUGAGGAACUUCGAUUGACGGGAAUUGAGAAGGUCACCCUCAUAAGAGACCGCAAGACUGGAGUAUCGAGAGGAUUCGCCUUCAUUCAUUUCACUACAACUGCCGACUCUUCGGCAUUCGUGGAUACCUUUGGACCUUCUGUCCGGAUUGGGGAUGACAGAUGUCGGGUCGCUUUUUCGAGGGAGCGGGAAGGACGCAGGCGAGAUGACGACGGAGAGGAAUGGCGAUGUCGAGUAUGUCUACUAGUCAACUAUCCGCGACGCCAGGAGUGCUUCCGUUGUUCGACCCCGAGAUCAGAGGUCACUCUCACAGGCACUCUGACGCAUCCAACACCUACGUACUUCACCAACGACGGCGAGAGAGACAUGGCUGCUUCGCCACCAUCGCAGUUCCUUCUCUUCCGCAACCUUGAGGCUGGCGUCAACGAGGAACUUUUGGCCAAGGGCGUCAUGAAGUUGGCCACACCAGCCUCUCCUACCGGAGCUGCGGAAAGUUCCAUCAAGCGGGUGCUACUGGUGCGCGAUCGUCGGACGAACGAGUCGUGGCGCUAUGGGUUUGCCGAGUUCUCGACGCCACAGGAAGCACAGAAGGCCUUCAGGGUGUAUGAGACCACAGAAAAGUUCACCAUCAGCUCGAAGCCAAUCGCAAUCUCGUACAUCCACCCCGGAGUGUUCGUGCCGGUAUACAACGCACCGAACGAGGCGGAGCGAUUCACGUUCCUGCCGCUCACCCCCGUAGGCGGUGGUAUGAGAUUGGCCUACUGGGAUGAGGAGGGAUACGUGAGCGAGCUGGUACUCAACACUGCGGAGGAGAAUCCGCAGGGUGAAGAAACCAAAGAAACCGCGGCCGGUGAGAAGAAGUCCAAGAAGCGGAAAGCAGAGGUAGCACCUGGCGGCUCCGCGGCCGAAAGACUCGCGGCCAAAAAGGCGACACUACCAGCGCAUCUACAGUUCUGGCAGAACCGUCAUUCGGAGCUGCACGGUGGCCGUCCCAAGGCCGCGAACCAAGCCGCGAAUGCCGCCGGCACGGAGGGCGGCGAAGGCAGCCCCGCCGCAUCAACGCAGGGCAAGGAAGAGAACAGGGGCCCGCAAGAGUCCUUCGCGGAUCUAAAAAAACUCGCCUGUCUCCUCUGCUCGCGCAUGUUCAAGACUGCCGAGAAGCUGCACCAACACGAGCGCGUCUCGGACCUGCACGCCACAAACCUUGGCAACCCGACGCUCUGCGAAACGGCGCGCAAGAAGCUGCCCAAGAACACUACUACCACCGCCGCUGCUUCUUCCUCUUCGGAAUACCGCGACCGCGCCAAAGAGCGCCGACAGGCCUUUCCCUCCACCGUCCCCACCACCAGCAACGCCCAGAAGAAGAAAUCCAAGACCUCGCCGCCGGCCGAGGCGGCCGAAGCGCCACAGCAAAAUAAGGGCGCGGCGCUCCUCGGGAAGAUGGGCUGGACGCAGGGACAGGGCCUUGGCGCUACCGGCGAGGGCCGCACGGAUCACGUCGUGGCGGAAAUGUAUACCGCGGGCGCGGGACUGGGCAUGAAGGGGGCGAAGGUGGGCGAUGUUGAGGAGGCCGCGAAGUCUGGUGGCGGUGGCUAUCAGGAGUUUGUUAGGAAGACGAAGGAAAGGGCGAAGGAGAGGUAUGUUGAGAUGGAGUAGCAUGGAGCGUGACGGGGCUUUGACGGGGCUUUGAUCAAGGCUUGCACGCUGUGCGCCUGGGGCGAAGGUAUCUACUUACAUACUAUCUAUAUACUCGCGAGGAGUGGGCGGGUUGUAUUGCACAUAGUUCAUAGUUCAUGCUGCCGUGUUUCGUAAAUUGGUAGUUCCGAAUCGUGCGUUUCGGUCAGUAGGCUGAGUAUUUACAUGGAUCGAUGUAGAUACGUUGGAAGUGAAGCCGAGUGAUAGCACCAUGCAUACGUGUGUCCAUCAACUCUGAGCUUCCGCCCAGUAGGUAUUGG
Tricharina praecox is the source of this 2349-nucleotide messenger RNA. RefSeq lists its product as uncharacterized. Gene Ontology annotation, biological process: mRNA splicing, via spliceosome. The transcript is spliced from 4 exons. Gene Ontology annotation, molecular function: RNA binding. Gene Ontology annotation, cellular component: nucleus. The coding region runs from base 383 to 2050 and encodes 555 amino acids. NCBI's taxonomy places the organism in Eukaryota, Fungi, Ascomycota, Pezizomycetes, Pezizales, Pyronemataceae. The record is from RefSeq and is a predicted model, not a curated record.